This is a messenger RNA of Paraglomus occultum, 990 nucleotides long. The record is from the annotation of a GenBank genome assembly. Lineage: Eukaryota; Fungi; Glomeromycota; Glomeromycetes; Paraglomerales; Paraglomeraceae.
AUGUCUGUGCAAAUCAAACCUCGUAUUUUGCUUACACAAACUCUCCCAGAAGUCGCGCAAAAGAGGAUAGAAAGUUUCGACGACAUUGAGCUAAUACAUUGGAAGGAUAAUGUCAUUCCUCAUAGUGAACUGUUGAAAUUAGUGAAAGGCGUCGACGGUUUGAUAUGCAUGAUCACUAACAAGAUCGAUGAAGAAGUGAUUGAGACAGCUGGAGAUCAACUAAAAGUUGUGUCUACGAUGUCAGUUGGAUAUGACCACGUUUCUAUCCCUGCUCUCAAAUCUCGCUCCAUUCCUCUUGGCUACACGCCAGAUGUCCUAACCGACGCAGUGGCGGAUCUAGCUGUCCUCUUGGUGCUCACAGCUGCCCGUCGUCUUCGUGAAGGCAUUUCCGCUGUCUAUAACGGUGACUGGAAGGUAUGGUGUCCAACAUGGCUUCUCGGGUGCCAACUCACCGAUAAAACCAUUGGAAUAAUUGGUUUGGGAAGAAUAGGGUUGGGUACAGCAAAGAGGUUGAAACCAUUUCUGGGUAGCAACGGAAGGAUAAUAUAUGCGGGUAGAACUAUGAAGAAGGAGGCAGAAGAAGUCGAUGCAAAAAAAGUAGAAUUUGAUGUUUUAAUUAAGGAAGCAGAUGUCGUGAUUAUUUCAUGUUCACUGACCGAAGAGACGCGUGGGAUGUUCGACUACGGAGUCUUCAAAAAGAUGAAGAACAGCGUAAUUUUAGUGAACAUAGCCAGAGGGAGUGUGAUUAACCAGCCUGAUCUGGUGCGUGCACUGUCUGAGAACCGGCUGGGUGCUGUUGCAUUGGAUGUAACUACACCUGAACCACUUAGUCCCGAUGACCCGUUGUUAAAGUUUAAGAACGUAACGGUAAUGCCUCAUCUUGGUAGUGCGACAGUAGAAGCAAGAACAGCGAUGGCGAAUAUUGCUAUUGACAACCUAUUAGCAGGAAUCAAAGGGGAGAAGUUACCAUAUCGAGUGGAGCUUGAUUAA